Messenger RNA from Penaeus chinensis, 4718 nucleotides. Its product is annotated as protein lifeguard 1-like. The record is from RefSeq and is a predicted model, not a curated record. The transcript is spliced from 6 exons. Gene Ontology annotation, cellular component: membrane. Bases 176 to 898 code for a protein of 240 amino acids. Lineage: Eukaryota; Metazoa; Arthropoda; Malacostraca; Decapoda; Penaeidae.
UUACGACUGCGAGACCGUGUUCAGAACAGGUUAAACUCACAAUAGGAACAUACGCACGAGCUUUCCUCCGAGUUUCUCUCUAUUUUCCUUCCUCUUUUUGCAACCGAAGACUGCGGAAAAACACGGCGAAGGAGAUAUAGUUGUCCAAGUGUUGACUACCUGAGCAUCAAGCAAAAUGUCGUACGACUACGAAUCAUACUCUGAGCCCCUUGCUGGGACGGGGAACAUGGAGUUCUCAGACAAGUCCAUUAGAAUGGGCUUCAUCAGGAAAGUGUACAUGAUCUUGAUGGCCCAGCUGACAGUGACCUUCGGCUUCGUGGCACUGUUCAGCCUGAAUGCGGACGUGAAGGCCUUCGCAAGACAGACACCGGCGCUGUUCUACGUGGCUCUAGUUGGCACCCUGGUUUGCAUCAUAGCUCUCUCCUGCUGUGGGAGUCUUCGGAGGAGGACACCCCACAAUUACAUCUUCUUGGGGCUGUUUACGGUGUGUGAAGGCCUCUUGCUUGGCAUUGCAGGAGGAGCUUUUGACAAGAUGGAGAUACUGAUGGCUGUGGGCAUAUGUGUGGUGGUGACGCUCUCGCUCACCCUCUUCGCUUUCCAGACAAGAAUUGACUUCACAGCUUGCGGCAUGCUCGUGUGGGUGUCCCUCAUCAUUCUCCUGAUGUUCGGCAUCCUGGCCAUUAUCUUCCAAAAUAGGAUCCUGAACCUCGUGUACUCCAGUCUGGGUGCCCUACUCUUCUGCUUCUACCUGGUGUUCGACACGCAACUCAUGAUCGGAGGAAACCACAAGUUCUCCAUCUCACCCGAGGAAUAUGUCUUCGCUGCCCUCACUCUCUACCUGGACGUCAUCAACAUCUUCACAUACAUUCUCUCCAUUAUCGGGAACAGUCGAAGUUAAGAACGAGAAGGGGAGGAUCAGUGACGGUACUAGCUAGUUGGCAUGAAGGAGGAAGGGAAAUGUACUUUGCAGUUGGAAUCCUCUGGAGUGAACCGAGUCUUUUUUGUAUUGUUAGUGCAUAUUUUCUGUUUUGAAAAAGAUUGUUGUUUUUGUACUUGUUUUCUAUAACAAUCUAAAAGACAGAUGUUGUUGUUUUUUUGUUUUUUUUCUAGUUACCACUUUUUUAUCUGCUUGAUUUUUUUUUUCUUUUUUUACAUAAUUGCCAAGUAAUAGGCCAAAGAUUCAGUAUAUUUGUACAGAGUACAGUAUACAUUAUUCUUCAUAAAGAGAUUUAUCUUACUUGAUACUUCAUUUUCUAAGCUGUCAACUCUAUAUAUCAAGUUACCCAAUUAAAGACAGUUCAUUGAGACUUCUCUGCAGGAAAGGAUCAUUUCAGUAUCUGAAUGCAGUAGACCUCUUGUUAUUUAACGUGCUUUUAUAUUCAGGUCCUCUGAGUAUAAAUAAUGAAUUUAAGGUAAUGUGUGCUAAUGCAAACCACUUCAAGGAAAAAAUAACAAUGAGGUGUAUAUCUGUAUGUCCUAGGAUCUAGUGUAGGAUGCCAUCUUAUCCCAUAUCUGUUUGCUUCGUAGAUGAUUAUAGUAUUUAAGCCCCAUGUGAUAUCCCUCUGCGGCGAACGUGUAUACAUUUUGGCCAGGUCGUGUAUCGAUUUUGCAUUCUGGCGACAGGUUUUUGGAACACCUUGUUAUUCUCCUGUUUUCCCUGCAUUUUUUCAAGGCUGCAACCUGAUUUUGGAUUUGUGUAUUACAAAACACUGUGAGGAAAGGGGAGGUGGAAUGUGUUUCAUAUCCCCCCCUCCCCCCCAAAAAAAAAGAUUAUGUUGUGUGAUAGGCAGGAAUUGAGGAUCUUGUGCGAGUAAGAUGUGUUUUUUUAAUCUGGUAAUUUUCACAUACAUCCACACAUGCACCCCCCACAAACACACAUGCAUACUCGAACACAUGAAUAUGCACACAUUUUUUUGCACUUAGGGAAGUAAAUUUUGAAGGGACUGCUUUAAAAGCUCAUGUAUACUUCCUUGUGAUACAUUAUAUUAAAAGCACAAAGUGAUUACAUUUUCUAUAACAUGAAGAAACAAAUUUUAUUUUGUAAUUAAUAUGCAUUCCAAAAAAGAGAUUUCAUUUGCAUAGUUUAUACUGUACCAAAUUGUAAAGAGAACUGUGUUUUUUCUACUUUCAUAUUUCUCUGCUUUGAUGUCCUACUACCUUCUAAGUUUUGAAAUGUUUUUUGAUUUUGAUUUUCUUUUGUACUACCACAAGCUUGUGGAUUUACAAAGCUUGAAAAAAAAGAAGCUAAGAAAAGAUAGAUAAGAAAAUAAACAAGGAGAAAAAGAUACUGAAUUAUAUAUGUCCCUUCCAUUGGCAAGAUUAAAUCACUCUUGGCUAUACAGUACUUUGUAUUUUAAGAAAGGCUUGUGUGAGUACGCAAGGUCAAGAAACAGAGACAAAGAGAAGUAGUGAAUGUGUGAAUGGAGAAUGAGAGUGGCUGUAUAUGAGAGCUUAAGUCUCGUAAGAACGAAAUGGUCUCUUUAAAAUUCGUCAUAUACCCAAGAUUGUAAUGAAUUGACGUCUUGUAGUGAGAGGUUUUAAUUUUCUGUUCUCAUUUUAUCAGUUAAGUUACAAUUCAUUCUCUCUUGUCUGGUAGAAGUGAAUGUAAAUGAAGGGAAUAGUGUUAUGGGCCUGAAUUGUUAAGUGUAAUGUAUAGGUUAAGUGAUGUUCUUCUGUAUGUAAAUGUAUCUCUCCCUAUAUAUAUGCAUUUUUUUUUUUUUUUUUUUAAUAAUAAUAAUAAUAAUAAUAAUAAUGAAUAUUGGGUUCAAUGGCAUUCCAAAGUGAAACAUUAGUCUGGUUUAAGUUUAUUGGGUCAGAGGAGAUUGAGAUAUUCAGCUUUAGUGAAUGAUUGUCUGUAUCUACAUUCAUAUUUUUUCACAUUUCUAUCAGUGCUGAUUUGAACGGUGAAUCAGAUGAUCAUAUCAAAAAGUACCUACCAAAGAAUAUUUUUAUAAAAAGAAAGUAAAGAAUAUUUUUCUCCCAAGUGACUUCUAUGUAUCAUUAAGUAUUUUAAUGGAAUUUUAGUCAUAUACCCAUGAAUGUUCAUUGAUGCUAUCGUAAAGACAAUUGAUAUGAAUUGAUUUGCGAACACAAAUUACGUGUAUCUUUUUAUCUUUUGUCUUGCAGAUCCUUUCAAGUUAUUCGAUAUGCAUAAAGAUUCUAGUCUAAAAGGAUAAAAGAACAAGAGAUUGUUAAUUGAUGAAGACAGGGAGCAAUAUGGAUAGAAUAUAUAUAUACAUUACCUCUAAUUCAUUUUAUCAGAAAGCGAGUCUCAAAAAUGUUAAGUUGUCUAAGGAGAGAAGGAGAAAGUGUUUGUGAUGAGAGGGUAGAAUGCAAAAGAAAGGUAUAAUAGAAAUAAUUUGCAGACUACAAGCUGGAAUGAUAUAAUGGUCUGCUGUGUACUGUGGUUUAUCCUGUGUAAUUUUCUUUGUGAAUGUUUCGUGUCUGCAGUUAGGCACCACUUAUAAUAUGAAUCUUGAAAUAUCUCACCACUUGAAUUUUGUCAUUUAAUCUCUCUCCAAUUCUGAGAAUGUAUUUUUGCUUAUAAGCAUUUCUUUGUCCCCUUUACAGAGAUUGUGUUCUCUUUGGCUCUCUCUCUCUCUCACGAUCUGUAGCUUCGUCAUAAACCUCUGUACUUGAACAGUAUGAUUAUGUUUGCAUGUUUUUUAAAGGGAUUGUCACAUUGAGCCAAAGUUUCUUGGUCUGCUAAAGAGUAUAUAAUAUAAGCUUUCAUAUAUCAUGUUAAAUUUAUUCAGUGUUCUAUGCCAUUUUGGAGUCAUUAAUAUUUUACUCCAUUUGGAUAUAUCAUCAUGCUAGUAUCAGAAUUAUUACUGAUUGAUUAAGUAAUUUUGAUUGUAGUUUUGUAUGGGAAAAAUUAAAAAUUGCCGAAUCAGAGUGAACAACAAAAACUCUAACAAAUUGUUCAUGUUUGUAUGUUAAGCCUGUAUUCAGGAAAAGGAUGGAUGUAUUUUGCUUUAUUUAGUCUGUAAAACCCAAGAAAAGUUGCCUCUAUUGGAUAACCCCAGAAAUCAGAUUCAUGCUAGAUUCUUCAAGAGAAGAGUGCAAAAACUCUGGGUUACAUUUCUAUCAUCAUCAUUACACUUCUGUACAUCUGGUUUAAGAGUUAUUUCAUUAUGGUAUUACAUAUAUAUUGCUUGGUUAUGAACUUCCGAAGUGCCCCAUACUUUACUAGUGUCCAUAUUUAAGGUGUCACUGAAGUUACAGUCAAGACCUGUGACAGUAUUCUCAUUGAGGUCAUCAUCCAAUCAACUUUGGGCAUCUACAAAUUUCUUUUGCCUUGCAUAUCUUGCCCACCAUUUCUUAGGUUGGCAAAGAGGCAUGUCCUGUCACCUAUAUAAGCUUGAUGUCAUGAGACCGUAAUGAAUAGAAAUGUCAUUGUAUGUGCUGUUUGCUUCCCCUAAAGGCCUAAGAAACCUUCCUGUAACAUUUUAGGUGACUUCCUGUGGUGGAUAUUGUAGAGAUAGAAAAGUCUCUUGUAGCCUGUAAGCAAUGGAAAAUAUUCAGGAGCAUAGGCAUGUUAUAAGAUUUAUUUGUUACGGAGGUAAAGAAGUGUUUUAUUUUCAACUUCUAUACAUAUUUUGUUAUAUUUGCAGCGUUUUGUCUCAGUGAUUAAUCUUUGCAUAAUGAAAGUUUGGAUUUUGGUUCAAGGACACUGCUGCUUGUUUCUCAGUUCAUGUAAAUAAAGUUCUUUAAAGUUU